CCGCCUGUGUCUUGUAUGCUUUUGGAGUUUGGAACGGACCGGCGCAGCGGAAAGUCUAGCGGAGCGGAACAACGCUGUGCGUUUCAACGGUUUCAAACGUAUAAUUUAUCGCAUUUACUCGGUUAAUAAGCGAAGAGGUAUUAGUCAAACCGUGUCCACAUCAUCGGGAAGCUAUUCUCAACGAAAUGGCGGAAGAACGUUUGGACAUUGUAAUAUUUGGAGCGACUGGUUUUACUGGAAAAUAUACCGUUUUACACGCAGCAAAGUUGGCUGCUGAGAAGCCGUUUUCAUGGGGGAUUGCUGGUAGACGCAAGGAGGCAUUGGAGGCAGUGCUCAAAGAAUUUGCACCUGAUCAAGAAAAUAUUCCCAUCAUCAUUGCUGAUGUGAACGAUGAGGAGUCGCUGAAAAAAAUGGCAGAACGCGCUAAAGUUAUUGUCAAUUGUUGCGGACCUUAUAGAUUUUACGGAGAGCCGGUUAUCAAGGCUUGUAUUGAGGCCAGAACGCAUCACGUUGAUGUCAGCGGUGAACCGCAGUUCAUAGAACGGAUGGCACUGGAGUAUGGAAAGCAGGCGAAAGAAGCAGGGGUUUACGUAGUUAGCGCCUGUGGAUUUGACAGCAUUCCCUGUGACUUGGGGAUUAUAUUUUUGCAAGAAAAAUUCAAUGGAGAAGUAAAUAGUGUCGAAACUUACCUUAACUCCUGGAAUACGAAGAACACUGGAGGUGCUUCGAUCCACUACGGAACAUGGGAAUCUGCCGUAUAUGGAUUGGCUCACGCUAAUGAACUCCGCGAGCUCAGAAGAAAACUUUAUCCCGAACCUUUACCUAAGUUGAAACCAAAACUUGAAUCCAAAGGCAGCAUUCAUAGAAGUGCUAUAUCUGAAGGCUGGUCAAUGAUAUUCCCAGGAUCUGAUCGAUCAGUGGCGCUGCGUACUCAACGCUUUUUGUACGAAAAAUACAAUCAAAGGCCAGCACAGAUCCAAACCUACAUGACAUUUAAGUCCUUCUUUACUUUACUCGCUACGGCUGUUAUUGGUGCAGUAUUUAGCCUAAUGACGAAAUUCGGAUGCGGACGAACGCUGCUUCUUAAGUAUCCAAAGUUGUUCUCUGGAGGAUUCGUCAGUCACGAGGGUCCCGCACCGGAAUCGAUGAACGACGCUCAUUUCUCUCUAACUUUUAAAGCUUGUGGCUGGACAGAAAAACUAGCUGAACCAACAGAUGAGCAUAAAGAGCCUCCAAAUAAGGAAAUGAUAACCAAAGUCUCAGGCGUUAAUCCUGGAUAUGGCGCAACCUGUAUUACUCUCUUAUUUGCUGCGCUGACUAUUCUAAGAGAGUCUGAUAAAAUGCCGGACAACGGCGGAGUUCUUUCACCAGGCGCAGCUUUUGGCAAGACCUCAAUUAUCGAGGAAUUGAAUAAACACGAUUUGAAAUUCGAAGUAGUAUCAUCCAUUGAAAAGUAAAGGUAAACAAACUAUGAAACUUGAUAUCUCCGAAUGUUUCGAUCGACCAUACAAUGCAUAAUAUGACAGCCCUAUUUGUAUUUUCUUGAAUUUUGACUGAUAUACGCGAGGUGAAGAGAUCUAAUUGAAUAAUAAUAAUAUUCUACUAUAUUUUAAUACAAAGUUUAUCGCACAAACAUGUACCGUUACAUAUAUAAUAUCGAAGUAAAUUAUAUAUUCCACUUUCAAGGCAUAGUAUAGUAUUAUAUAACGAUAAAUAACGGACAGCUUUCUACGAAUUCAAUACACUGCAAGUAAAAUUCAAGAUUCUCUAUAAUCCGUGAACAAUCGUUCCAUUGAUACGCAUCUGUUAUUCUUUUAUUUUAUUUUAUUAUACUAAUUAUAUUAUUAUUAAUCGUUAAUAUACCCAUGUGCAUUUAUAUGUAUUAAACAUGUUAACACUUGAUUUACAAUAUGAAUUAAGAAGAAAAGAAUAUAGUUAUCUUUGUACUUAUAGAUAUAUAUAUCUACAUCUUAAUAUUCUAACAGAAAAGUCUUAAUUUUGUGAUCAUUUCCGGGUAUAAAAAUAGAAACCAGAGGUGUUAUACCCAUAUACCUAAUAAACUCGUUACAUUAUUUUGUACAAUGUUCUAUGAAUAAAAGAAAAUGUUUGAUAA
Molecule: messenger RNA, 2113 nt
Organism: Neodiprion fabricii
Lineage: Eukaryota; Metazoa; Arthropoda; Insecta; Hymenoptera; Diprionidae
Gene: Pu
Product: saccharopine dehydrogenase-like oxidoreductase
Exons: 8
Coding region: 186-1457 (423 amino acids)
Biological process (GO): glycolipid biosynthetic process
Cellular component (GO): plasma membrane; mitochondrion; lipid droplet
Source: RefSeq, a predicted model, not a curated record